AAUCAUCUUUAGUAACGUGUGCGUAGGCCAAAACAGUCGACUGAGAAACUCUCAAUCUGAGCAGAUAUUUACCCAAUCAGGAAGAGGAAGAAGAAGAAGAAGAAGAGCUGAAAAUGGAGAUAACACUCAACAGUGGCUACAAGAUGCCGAUCGUCGGUUUAGGAGUGUGGAGAAUGGAGAAGGAAGGGAUCCGAGACCUUAUCAUCAAUGCCCUCAAGAUCGGCUAUCGCCAUCUCGACUGUGCUGCUGAUUAUAAGAACGAAGCCGAAGUUGGUGAGGCUCUCGCAGAAGCAUUCAAGACGGGUCUAGUCAAGAGGGAGGAUCUCUUCAUUACGACCAAGCUAUGGAAUUCAGACCAUGGCCAUGUUAUUGAGGCGUGCAAGGACAGUCUCAAGAAACUUCAACUUGAUUAUCUCGACCUUUACCUCGUUCAUUUUCCUGUAGCAACGAAGCACACUGGAGUUGGAACCACCGAUAGUGCUUUGGGCGAUGAUGGGGUAUUGGACAUAGACACGACUAUUUCUCUGGAAACUACAUGGCAUGACAUGGAAAAGCUUGUAUCUAUGGGUUUGGUCCGCAGCAUUGGAAUCAGUAACUAUGACGUCUUUCUAACGAGAGAUUGCUUGGCUUACUCCAAGAUCAAGCCUGCAGUGAAUCAGAUCGAGACACAUCCUUACUUUCAACGUGAUUCUCUUGUCAAAUUCUGCCAGAAGCACGGUAUUUGUGUCACCGCUCAUACUCCUCUAGGAGGUGCCACGGCGAACGCAGAGUGGUUUGGUACUGUGUCAUGUCUGGAUGACCCAGCUCUCAAAGGAGUGGCCGAGAAGUACAAAAAGACAGUGGCACAAGUUGUCCUGAGGUGGGGAAUCCAGAGGAACACGGUGGUGAUACCAAAGACAUCGAAACCUGAGAGAUUGGAAGAGAAUUUUCAGGUGUUUGACUUCGAACUGACAAAAGAAGACAUGGAAGUGAUCAAAAGCAUGGACAGAAAGUACCGUACGAACCAACCGGCCAAGUUUUGGGGCAUUGAUCUCUACGCUUGAUGAUCUUAUUCUUGUCUCUCUCUCUCUCUAUCGACUAUAUGAAUAAGAGAAGAAGCUAUAGCUUCACUGGGACAUUCUCAAAUGUGUGUGAGCCUACAUGAACUCAUGUUAUUAAAAUGAUUAUGAUUUCCCUAGUCUAAAAAGAGGAAUAUUUUAUAUCUUCUUUGUUUUUUAUGCUA
Messenger RNA from Eutrema salsugineum, 1222 nucleotides. RefSeq names its product NADP-dependent D-sorbitol-6-phosphate dehydrogenase. The transcript is spliced from 6 exons. Lineage: Eukaryota; Viridiplantae; Streptophyta; Magnoliopsida; Brassicales; Brassicaceae. Bases 114 to 1043 code for a protein of 309 amino acids. The record is from RefSeq and is a predicted model, not a curated record. Gene Ontology annotation, molecular function: aldose-6-phosphate reductase (NADPH) activity.